Molecule: messenger RNA, 333 nt
Organism: Colletotrichum lupini
Lineage: Eukaryota; Fungi; Ascomycota; Sordariomycetes; Glomerellales; Glomerellaceae
Exons: 4
Coding region: 1-333 (110 amino acids)
Source: RefSeq, a predicted model, not a curated record
AUGCUGCUGUCAAGUCCCAUGUCGACCAGCAGCAUUGACAGCAGCUGCGAAGGGACCGCAUCUGCCAAACACAUGAGUGGUCUGUCCACAUCCAACAUCAACAGCAGCAUUGCUCUGAAGUAUCCCAUCGUCAACCAGGUCACCGUCAUCUUCCACAGCUUCGGGGACGAGUGGAGGGGAGAGAGCAACAACUACGUCGUCAACUACAACGUCGUCACCAACCGCAUCUUCGCCGAUUACGAUUCGCUGGUGACAUGGUCGAGGAGACCUCCCGUCUUGAGUCGCACAAGAUCGACGCUCGAGUUGCGCCCAGUUGCGGCUCUCGUAUGGUGA